Colletotrichum destructivum is the source of this 2307-nucleotide messenger RNA. Its product is annotated as Putative egh16-like virulence factor. Bases 1364 to 2134 code for a protein of 256 amino acids. The record is from RefSeq and is a predicted model, not a curated record. The transcript is spliced from 2 exons. Lineage: Eukaryota; Fungi; Ascomycota; Sordariomycetes; Glomerellales; Glomerellaceae.
CUACAGAUCCGGUUUGGAUGCUCCCGUCGUGGGUCGAAACAGAGCCGUCCACUUCCGCAUCGAAACACGCACGAGGCAUUACUGUUGCUAGCCAGGGCCGUUACUGCGGAUCUGGAUCUGGAUCCCGCGCAAUUGCUUCACCUCGCCACACUCGGCCAGCCUAGCAACAAGGCCACCAACGUAGCUGUACUGGUGGGUCACCUGCAAGAACAGACACAAACACUGAUCAUCGUCCCCAUGUGCAGAUUAUGGUACGCAUGCAAGCAGAUGCGAGCCGAGCAAAUCACCAGCAUGCUACGGAGACCGACCGCAAGGCCUAGGUAUUCCGUCCAACUUGGUUCUGAGUGAUGGGACGUUCUGGGACCUUCGACAACACACUGCUGUUUGCGUGAUAAAAUUUAACCUCCGUCAAUCAUUCGGGUAGACCGAAAGCAAAUAAUUGCAUCGGAUAUGAGUCCGUCGAACGCCCCAUCAUCGGCCAACUCGAUUGUUCAUACCAUGCUUCUAGAUGCGACGAUUGGGUUAGUACAUCGUGUGUACCUGCACCUGCACCUGCACCUGCACCUGUUCCGUUGCGGAACAUGGGUAGCAGACAUGCGGGUCAUCCACCAGCGAACCUGGGCGGUGGAAGAGUAGAAGCGCGAGUUCCCUGCCUGUCCCUUUCAAGUUCCCGGUGGCAUUGUGGCUGGGAUUGAUCAGGGUCGUUCUGAUUUCUGGUCGAGGGCUCGGACUUUCCAACCGACAUUCGGCCACACCAACUCCGGAACUCUGAUACUUCUCCCUGUUUGUCGUCGCCUCAUGUCGCCCACGCCCUUGGCCCGAGGUUCGCACGAGGCUCUGCUGCCGUGGCAAGGCCACGGCUCACUCUUCGUCGUCGUCGCCCUCGUCGUCCUCGUCUUCGUCGCGUUGUCUGUUUCUGUGUUUGCUUCAACACCCCCCUCCCCCAGAGCCAUGUCGCAUUGAGCCUCUCACCCCGAAAACAUGUUUGGCUUGGCUGUUUGGGACGUCGGAUGGAUAUUCGACCAAUACACCUACCUUAUGAGUAUCAGAAGAGAGCAAACAAAGGGGUGUAGCAAGCCAUGAGCGCGUCAGAGGGAACGAGAGUGGGAGGCAGAGUGAGCGACGGAGGCGCGUCGCCAUCGUCCCGACUUCAGAUAUCUAGACGACUAUCAUGCGGUCUUGGACCGUCAUCUUCCUAUAAAGACAGGACCAACCUCCCGCCCCAAACCUUUUCUAUUUUCUUCAUCCCCAUCCAGCAGCAAGCAACCAGCAGUCUUUGAGUCAUCCGACCACUUCUCUCCUUCCAAUCAUUUAUUGUAUAAUUCUUCCCUGCCGGACAGGACUUACCUUCUCUCACAACAUAAUGGCUUCCAUCAAGAGCGUUUUCGCCAUUGGCCUUCUGGCCACCGCUGACAUUGUUGCUGGCCAUGCUGCCAUCAUCGCCGCUACCGGUGAUGCUGGUGGACAGGGCAUGGCUCUGGGCAUUGACUCCAGCACCCCCCGUGAUGGAACCCGCCGUGAUCCUUUCCAGCAGGACAGCACUCGUUUCAAGGGCGAAGCUGCUGAUUCGUUUGGUGAAACUGUCGGUGGCGGCACCAACAACCUGGAGACAGGCACCAAGGCUAUGAUGGCCGAGACUGGCACCAUGCUUCCUCAGGUCUCCCCCGGUGGCUCCGUCGACAUGACCCUGCACCAGGUCAACGGUGACGGUGGUGGCCCCUAUGACUGUAUGAUCAACGCUGACGGUACCGGAGCCGACUGGACCAACAUCAACGUGAUCACCACUCCUCCGGGUCAGAACUCCCGCAACCGUGAGGGCGCCAUGACCGACUUCCCUCUCAAGGCUGCCAUCCCCGCCGAUCAGGCCUGCACAGGCACAGUGGCCGGUCAGUCCAACGUGUGCUUGGUCCGCUGCCAGAACGCCGCUCGUGCCGGCCCAUUCGGCGGCAUUGUACCAGUCCAGAUGGCUGGUACCACCACGCCGGCUGCUGCUCGCCGCAACUUGAUGCUCGCCGUCAAGCGCUCCGACGACCUCCUCAGGAAGAUGAUCAAGCGCGCCCAGACCCCCUCAGCCGCCCCCGAGGACGACCCCGCCUACCUGGCCGAGCUCCGCGCCGACGGCGAGGAGAUCUAAACGUAUUAAUAUGGAUUCGGGGCUGUCAUGAGGGUUGAAACAGGGAACUGCGGAUGCAGGAAGGACAGACAUGAAAGGAGGCUGCUGACUCGAUGCUGAUGCUGAUGCCUGUCAUUUACGUAUCUGGAGAGGGCCUUGACUGCGUCUGGUCGUCGAUAGUAUACAAUUCCAUU